CAGAUAUAAGUAUUGUCCUUUAUUUCUAUAAUAACUGUUUUAUGACCAAGCUAUGAGAGCUAUAUUCAUAUCUUCAUUCAACUUCGACUACCUGGAGUUCUAGUGUGAGGUCGUGAUCAGCGAGGUCCACUAAGUCAGGUAAGAGAACAGUUACUCGCCUAUGAUAUUGACAGUGAUUGGAAUUUAUGAGCUACUGGAUUGGAUCCCAUUAGCUGCAUGGUCUGUGAGCUUGCCGUGUAGCCGGAGGGUCCUUGGUUCUGUCCGCGACGGGCAUGUGCUGAUGAGAAGUCCCAAACUAGUACGAAACAGUUGUCUAGUACGCUUUGCUGAUUUUCCAAUGGUUCCACAACUGAUAUUGGCUCGUGAUCAAACCUGUGACUGAUCUAAUCCUUGCAAAUCAACUCUGACAUUUACAUUUAAUAUAAAAGAACCCCAAAAGAAUCCAAUCAUAUUAAGAAGAUAGCAAGUUAAAGAAAAGGCAUCGGUGAACGCACAUACACAACUACAACGUAUUACAUCCUAUUAACUGAAUCAAGUGUGUUAUGUGAUCAUCAUCUUGUGCAUACUACAAACGCAUACACAUAAACGCGCGCACGCACACACCAUCAUAUAUAUGCAGAUACAAGAAGUAAAUACACAAUUAGACGAUAUAAUGAUCCCUGUUAUACCAUUGGAGGAUAUAUCUUCGUUUAAUAAUAUUAAAAAUCAUAAUAAUAAUAAAUCAUCUGUAGAUGAAGAAGGAGAAAUGCCUAAUUGUCAAGAGAAGGAAUUUCAUCAAAUGAGCCUUAAUGUAUCAUUGUCAUCACCAUCACCGUCACCAUCGGCAUCCUCAUUAUCUAGACAAGAUAAUAUGCAUAAAAUAUCAACUGGAAAACAUGAAACUGGAUUUACUACACUUUAUAAUGGUGAUGUUUAUCAUUGUCAAACACCUGCGAAUUCUUCAGUUUCUACAUCAUCAUCUUCGUCUUCGUCGUCGUCGUCAACAUCGUCUUAUUCUAUCUCCUCUACACAUAUGCCUAACAAUACACUGGAUGAGAAUGCACUAAAAGUGGAUAGUAGUUGUGAUUUAAAAACCGGUGAUCAUUCUACACAGCCUUAUUAUUCGCAUGUAUCGCCAACAUCUUAUCACUCACCAGCACCAUUCUGGUAUGAACCAGCUGCUAUAGCUGCAAAUAAUGCCUGUGAUUAUACAAUUAAAAUUACUCUGGAAAUGGCUAAAUCUGGUCAAGCGCCUAGACCAGUUCGGGUGUAUGCCGACGGAGCCUAUGAUAUGUUUCAUUCUGGUCAUGCUCGUCAAUUAAUGCAAGCUAAAUGUGCCUUUCCAAAUACUUACCUAAUCGUAGGUGUCUCUAAUGACGCUGAUGUACAUCAUUACAAAGGUAGAACGGUUAUGAAUGAAAAAGAGCGUUAUGAAGCUAUUCGGCAUUGUCGGUAUGUAGACGAGGUUAUAAAUGAUGCACCUUGGUCUAUAACUAAUGAUUUUUUACAAAAACAUAAGAUUGAUUUUGUUGCACAUGAUGACAUUCCUUAUGCAUCGCCUGACAGUGAAGAUGUGUACAAACCACUCAAAGAUGCUGGCAUGUUUCUAGUAACUCAGCGUACAGAGGGGAUUUCAACUACUGAUGUGAUCGGUCGUAUUGUACGUGACUAUGAUGUUUACCUAAGAAGGAAUAUUCGACGAGGACUGUCAAGAAAAGAUUUGAAUAUUAGUUAUAUGAAGGAAAAAAGUAUCCGACUACAGAAUAAUCUGGAGACAAUGAUGAAACGUGGAUCAACAUUUAUUCAAAAUUUUGAUAGUAAACGUCGUGAAUUUGUCGAUCAAUUAGAGGAUAUUUCACAUGAAGUUGUUCGUUCAUUUAUGCGUAUUUUUGGAUCAGAUGGUCAUUUACGUCAUUGGUGGUCAUCGCGUAAACGUGCAAUAUCAAAUUCAGCCUUUUCAUCUCCACGAACAUCACCAACUUGUAGUGGAAGUGAUGAAGAUGAUGAUGAAUCGCAGCAACCGUAUAAUAAAAAACCAAGAAAAUGUUACAGUAUGAUCUAUGGUCCUCGUUCGUGUAGUAGUUCAGUCACAGAUUCUGAUGAACAGACCAGUGAACGAAAAACACUGUCAAGUACAGAUGAACCACGUGGUGAUUACUCACCGUCAAUAAACGAUAGUCGAAGACAAUUAAUUACACGACAAGGAUUUAAGAAUAAUGAAUCAAGAUUACGCAGAAAUAGUUAUCGUAGCCUCCGAUCUACAGGGAGGAGUGAAUCAUUCCUUAAAAAGAAAUAAUCAUUCUCUCAGGUUUCUUACAAUCAUUGAUUGGUUGAUUGAUCGAUUCUUUGAUUUGUUUAUUUGCUCACUUGUUCACCACAAUUCACUUGUUAUAUUGAUAUAUAGUGGAACAACUUGGUUUUCUCCUAUAUACACUGUCUCUCUCUCUCUCCUGAUUUACAUUUUUGCCUUUAAUAGUUUGUCAUUUUGAAUCGAGUUUUUUUGUUUUUGUUAUUGUGUGGAUCUUUUGAUUGAACGACAUUCACCGUUCACUUCUUUCUUUUCUUCCUCUAUCUUCUUAUCAUCAAAUCUGCAAUAUACAAUAACAACAGAUGGAAUUCUUGUAUACUGUGAAAGUCUUUCUUUUAUUAUGAUUACUAUUAUCAUUGUUAUUAUUUGUUGUGAUCAUUGGCGUUGUAAUGAUCGUCAUAUGGAAAGACGAUUGGACAAGAGACUAAAGAAUGCUCUAUCUCCCAGUACCUCGCCAAAAAACCGAUUUAUUUCUGUACUAUUUUCUUUUUCUGUAUUCUUGUUGAUUAACUGAAGAAAGAAAACGUGUUUUCGUCUUAUUUUCCUCAAGUAAAGAAAAAAAGUCACUCACCACUUUAUACGUGUGCAGUAAUAAAUAAAUCCUGGUGUUGUUUC
Trichobilharzia regenti is the source of this 2902-nucleotide messenger RNA. Lineage: Eukaryota; Metazoa; Platyhelminthes; Trematoda; Strigeidida; Schistosomatidae. The record is from the annotation of a GenBank genome assembly.